UUGCUGGGAGGGUGGGCUGCCCCAACUCCAGAGGGACAGAGCUCCCAAGCCAGGGACAUUUCUGGACCUUGCCCUCUGUGCCUCCUCAUCUGGCUGUUCAUUUGUAUCCUUUAUAAUAAACCAGUAACAUUAAGACAGAAAGCAAAGAUGCUUUUUACUUCGCUGGGAUGUUUCGUAUCACCAACAUUGAGUUUCUUCCUGAAUAUCGACAGAAAGAGUCCCGGGAAUUUCUUUCAGUGGCACGGACCGUGCAGCAAGUGGUCAACCUGGUUUAUACAACAUCUGCCUUCUCCAAAUUUUAUAAGCAGUCUGUCGUUGCAGAUGUCAGCAACAACAAAGGCGGUCUCCUUGUCCACUUUUGGAUUGUGUUUGUCAUGCCACAUGCCAAGGGCCACAUCUUCUGUGAGGACUGUGUGGCGGCCAUCUUGAAAGACUCCAUCCAGACAAGCAUCAUAAACCGGACCUCUGUGGGCAGCUUGCAGGGUCUGGCUGUGGACAUGGACUCUGUGGUACUAAAUGACAAAGGCUGCUCUCAGUACGUCUAUGCAGAUCAUCUGACCUUCCGCUACCCUCUGGAGAUUUCGGCAACCUCGGGGAGGCUGAUGUGUCACUUCAAGCUGGUGGCCAUCGUGGGCUAUCUCAUUCGGCUCUCAAUUGAGUCCAUCCAAAUCGAAGCUGACAACUGUGUCACCGACUCCCUGACCAUUUAUGACUCCCUCUUGCCAAUCAGAAGCAGCAUCUUAUACAGGAUUUGUGAACCCACAAGAACAUUAAUGUCAUUUGUUUCUACAAAUAAUCUCAUGUUGGUGACAUUGAAGUCUCCUCGUAUACAGAAGCUAUCAGGAAUCCGGGCGUAUUUUGAGGUCAUUCCGGAACAAAAGUGUGAAAACACAGUAUUGGUCAAAGAAACCACUGGCUUUGAAGGGAAAAUUUCAAGUCCGUAUUACCCAAGUUACUAUCCUCCAAAGUGCAAGUGUACCUGGAGAUUUCAGACUUCCCUAUCAAGUCUUGGCAUAGCUCUGAAAUUCCAUAACUAUUCAAUAACCAAGAAGAGCGAGAAAGGCUGUGAGCAUGGAUGGUGGGAGAUUAAUGAGCACAUGUACUGUGGUUCCUACAUGGAUCACCAGACCAUUUUCCGAGUGCCCAGCCCUCUGGUUCACGUUCAGCUCCAGUGCAGUUCAAGGCUUUCGGACAAGCCGCUUUUGGUAGAAUAUGGCAGUUACAACAUCAGUCAACCCUGCCCUGUUGGAUCUUUCAGAUGCUCCUCCGGUUUGUGUGUCCCUCAGGCCCAGCGCUGUGAUGGCGUAAAUGACUGCUUUGAUGAGAGUGAUGAACUUUUCUGUGUGAGCCCAAAGCCUGCCUGCAAUGCUAGCUCCUUCAGACAGCAUGGCCCUCUGGUCUGCGAUGGCUUCAGGGACUGCGAGAAUGGCCAGGAUGAGCAGAACUGCACUCAAAGUAUUCCAUGCAGCAACAGAACUUUUAAGUGUGGCAAUGAUGUCUGCUUUAGGAAACAAAAUGCAAAAUGUGAUGGGACAGUGGAUUGCCCGGACAGAAGUGAUGAAGAAGGCUGCAGCUGCAGCAGGAGUUCCUCUAGCCUUCACCGCAUCGUAGGGGGCACAGACACCCUGGAGGGGGCUUGGCCGUGGCAAGUCAGCCUCCACUUUGUUGGAUCUGCCUACUGCGGAGCCUCCGUCAUCUCCAGGGAGUGGCUUCUUUCUGCAGCCCACUGUUUCCAUGGAAACAGGCUGUCAGACCCCACCCCAUGGACUGCCCACCUCGGGAUGCAUGUGCAGGGAAAUGCCAAGUUUGUCUCCCCAGUGAGAAGAAUUGUGGUCCACGAGUACUAUAACAGUCAGACCUUUGACUAUGACAUUGCUCUGCUGCAGCUCAGUGUCGCCUGGCCCGAGGCCCUGAAACAGCUCAUUCAGCCAAUAUGCAUCCCUCCUGCUGGCCAGAAAGUGCACAGUGGGGAGAAGUGCUGGGUCACUGGCUGGGGGCGAAGGCAUGAAGCAGAUAAUAAAGGCUCCCCUGUCCUGCAGCAAGCAGAGGUGGAGCUCAUUGAUCAAACCCUCUGUGUCUCCACCUAUGGGAUCAUCACUUCACGGAUGCUGUGUGCAGGUGUAAUAUCAGGCAAGAGAGAUGCCUGCAAAGGAGAUUCAGGUGGACCUUUAUCUUGUCGAAGAAAAAGUGAUGGAAAAUGGAUUUUGACUGGCAUUGUUAGCUGGGGCCAUGGAUGUGGAAGACCAAAUUUUCCUGGUGUUUACACAAGGGUGUCAAACUUUGUUCCCUGGAUUCAUAAAUAUGUCCCUUCUCUUCUGUAAUUAUACCACCUGGUUUUUAAACUGUGAUUUGUUAAAAAUAGAUUCUUUAUAAACAAUGCAAUGAAUU
Messenger RNA from Otolemur garnettii (small-eared galago), 2388 nucleotides. RefSeq names its product transmembrane protease, serine 7 (gene TMPRSS7). The transcript has 16 exons. Gene Ontology annotation, molecular function: serine-type endopeptidase activity; protein binding. The coding region runs from base 168 to 2321 and encodes 717 amino acids. Lineage: Eukaryota; Metazoa; Chordata; Mammalia; Primates; Galagidae. Gene Ontology annotation, cellular component: plasma membrane. The record is from RefSeq and is a predicted model, not a curated record. Gene Ontology annotation, biological process: proteolysis.